This is a messenger RNA of Cucurbitaria berberidis CBS 394.84, 678 nucleotides long. RefSeq lists its product as uncharacterized. Gene Ontology annotation, cellular component: nucleus. Bases 1 to 678 code for a protein of 225 amino acids. Lineage: Eukaryota; Fungi; Ascomycota; Dothideomycetes; Pleosporales; Cucurbitariaceae. Gene Ontology annotation, biological process: regulation of transcription by RNA polymerase II. The transcript has a single exon. The record is from RefSeq and is a predicted model, not a curated record. Gene Ontology annotation, molecular function: DNA-binding transcription factor activity, RNA polymerase II-specific.
AUGGCAGGCGCGCCCCAGGAUUUUGGCCAGCCCUACGUCCUCGAGGACUUCCUUCCUGUCGAACAACCGACUACUAGCACAUUACUCUGCGCCAUGUGCCACAAAGAAUCCUCGCGCCAGCGCUGUAGCGGAUGCAAGAAUGUCAAGUACUGCUCUACCGACUGCCAAUCGAGCCACUGGGCAACCCACAAACUUCUCUGCAAGGCCUUUGUUGAUACGCAAGAUACACGCCCCAGCCCCAAGAGCCGACGAGCCCUCUACUUCCCGACCGAUGUUGCUCGACCACGCUUCAUCUGGCUCGAAUACAACAUCGAUGGAGCGCCGCUUGAUAUGCAGAAAUGCUUCCCUACUACGCCGAAGGAGGAAAUUAAGACCAUCGGGUUCUACGACCGCUACCUGCCGUAUUGGAUUCAGCUUUCUUAUGAUAGCAACCUGCACAGCCAGCGCAUUCUCAGUAAGAACAUGAGCAUUGGACACGCAUUCCGCGGCCCUGUUGUUGCGCUGGCAUAUGAUCCGGAGUCGGGACUUGGAAAGCCGGCGUUGGAUGUGGAUACUACAAUCCUGGGAGCAUUGAGGGAGUAUGCUAAGCUGAGAGAAGAGUAUCAUGGGCCUAUCUUUGUGGAGCAGCCUCAGCACAGGUAUAGCGAUGAGGAGUGGAAGAAGAUCGUGCGCCCAUAA